This is a messenger RNA of Sitophilus oryzae (rice weevil), 1523 nucleotides long. RefSeq names its product putative nuclease HARBI1. The transcript is spliced from 4 exons. NCBI's taxonomy places the organism in Eukaryota, Metazoa, Arthropoda, Insecta, Coleoptera, Curculionidae. Bases 298 to 1446 code for a protein of 382 amino acids. The record is from RefSeq and is a predicted model, not a curated record.
AAGGCAUAUUUUCGCGAGAUCUCAUCUUAAGACUUGUCUUUAAGCGCCUUAAAGAACUACGUCAUUAAUUUUCCAAACGCAAAAAUGUACGUCUUUUAAGCGUGACGUUUUUCUCAAAGGAUUGACGUUGAAUCUGUGGUUGGAUGUUAGGUUAGGGAGUUAUUGUUGUUGGUCUGUGGAGUUAUUCUUGAGCUUGAGCGUGGCUUUGAGUUUAUUUCGUGGUUUAUUUUGUGGAAAAUAUUUUUGAAAAGUAGGUACUAUUCUUAAAGAAAAUUAUUAAUUAUUACCUUUUCCGAAAUGGGUCCAGUAAAAACGAAAAUUUUGAUAAACGAUUUUUCAAAUGAUAUGUUGGCUAUGCUAUUAUGUUUAUUUCUAAGAAGGAGGCCUACAUUAUUUAGUGCCUUUAUGUAUAUUUUGUGUUUUGAAAGAAACAACCACAUACGAUCCAUAUAUAGUGAAAAUUGGAUUUUCCGAUACAAAAAUGCAGACUUUUAUAUGCAUUUUCGCUUGACAAGAGAUACCUUCCACAAGCUAGUGGGUGUGGUGCAAUGCCCUGAAUUUAGUAAAGCUUAUCAAGGAGGUGGGGUACCUUUGAAUUGUGAAAAAGUGCUUCUUAUGACACUAUGGUUGUUAGGAAAAGGAGACUCCUUAGUCUCUAUUGGAGACAGAUUUGAUGUUGCAACGUCAACAGUUCAUUAUUAUGUUAAUAUAAUGAUAGGAAGACUGGUAGAAUUGGUACCUAAGUAUAUACAGUGGCCGAAUGCCCAAGAAAUUGUAACAAUUGAGAGACAAUUUUAUGAAAUAUGUGGCUAUCCGGGUGUUAUUGGUGCUAUUGACGGAUGUUGUGUAAAUUUUAAGGCACCACUGAAUCAACAGGACAGCUAUAUCGAUAAAAAUGACAAACAUAGCAUCAAGAUUCAAGCUGUAUCAACAGCAACAAGGAUAUUUACCAAUAUAAAUGUUGGAUUUCCUGGCUCUGUUCACGACAGUAGAAUAUUGCAUAACAGUCAACUAUAUAGAGAUACAGGACUAAAUUUGUUAAAGUAUUUUCCAAGUGAACAAUAUCAUCUAUUAGGCGAUAAGGCAUACCCUAUAUUGGAGUGGUUAAUAACACCAUUUAAGGAUUAUGGCAAUUUAACAAGAAGACAAAAGAUUCACAAUUAUAAACACAGUAAAACGAGAAUUCGUGUGGAGCAUACAUUUGGUAUAUGGAAGUCUAGAUGGCGAAUUUUAAGGUACAUCAAUGUAAACUGCCCAAAAAAGGCUGCUAAAAUAAUCGCUGCUUGCUGCGUGCUUCAUAAUUUCUGUUACCAAAAUUAUGAUGAAUGGAAUGAUGAAAUAAGUGAUGUCCUUGAAGACGGCAAUGAUAAUGUUGAAGCAUUACAUAUUAAUAAUGAAAAUAUUGGUAUUCGCAAAAGAGAAAAUAUUGCUAACUCCUUUAUAUAAAUUUUAGUAAAUCAAUAUAAAUGUUAAUAUACACAUUAUGUAGUUUGAGAAAUGAUGAAAUUAAAAAUAAAGAAAAA